Thelazia callipaeda (thelaziosis nematode) is the source of this 1152-nucleotide messenger RNA. The record is from the annotation of a GenBank genome assembly. Lineage: Eukaryota; Metazoa; Nematoda; Chromadorea; Rhabditida; Thelaziidae.
AUGGUGACGGCAGUGAAAAUUUAUGCAACUGCGGAAAUAGUUUUAUCGGUUCAUAUUUCCGUGUCUAAUUUAAUCGUUCUAUGGCUUUACCUUGGUUCACAACAUCUUCGUACUAUAACUAAUACCUAUAUAUUUUUUCUGGCUUUAACGGAUUUCCUCAUUGGUAGUAUCGGAAUUCCAUUAACAGUUUAUUCAGUGCUAACACGUGCACCACAUUCAUUUUUACCCUGCUUAGCAAUACAUUCAACUCUUUGUACCCUUUGUACAAUUUCUAUUUUCCAUCUAUUAGCAAUUGCUCUCGAUAAAUACAUCAGUAUUUGCUGUAAAAGUCAAAUCAUGAAACAAUCUCAUCGUUAUCAGCGCGCUAUCGUACUUAUUGCUGGUGCAUGGAUAUCUGGUGCUUUAGUAUUGAUGGUACAGUUAUUAUGGUUUAGUGACUUCCGUCAAAGUUAUGAUCGCUUCUCUGGAGAGUGCUAUUUUACUGAAGUUGUCGAUUAUCGUUAUUUAGUGUACGUAAUCUUCUUUGGUACCAUUGUUUUGCCAACUUUUAUUAUUAUUUACUGCUAUGCGAGGAUAUAUAGUUAUAUUCAAGAUGAAGAAUAUCGGAUUAAAUUUUUGUUACGUGAUCGUGAACGUGAACGACGGGUACGUAGUAGACGUAAAUUAAUUUCUACAAUGUCAUUAUUGGUAUCAACAUAUGGCAUUUGUUGGUACCCAUUGCACACUUUAAAUACUAUUAAUUUAUUUUUUCCGGAAUUACGUUCAUAUCCAAAUAUAACUUUAAGUGCUGUAGUACUAUCGCAUGUUUCUUGUGCAGUAAAUCCAUUAAUUUACGCUUACGGUAUACCAGGAUUUAAACAAGCUUUGCAAGCUAUUUGUAAGCAUCAUACUGAUGAAUCAUAUCGACCUGCGCGACGAAACCAUGGUUUAAGCAGUUUUUGUUAUUCCAAACAAGUAGCACAUCAAAAAACCAGCACAACAUCAUUUCAAUAUCUUGAAACCUUAUCACCAAAAUAUUCAACAGCUUCAGCAAGAAAGAACCGUAAUCGUAAAAGUAAGGCACAGCGUAAAAUCACUGAACCUGAUGAUUAUAUGAUUUUACGUCAGACAAUUCGUCAAAGUUUUAACAUGUAUGUUAAAUCUGUUACAUAA